Messenger RNA from Vespula pensylvanica (western yellowjacket), 686 nucleotides. Its product is annotated as probable transport accessory protein MmpS3. The transcript has 2 exons. The record is from RefSeq and is a predicted model, not a curated record. Lineage: Eukaryota; Metazoa; Arthropoda; Insecta; Hymenoptera; Vespidae. The coding region runs from base 168 to 572 and encodes 134 amino acids.
CAAAGAGAGAGAGAAAGAAAGAGAGAGGGAGGGAAGGGCGAGGAAAAAAGAGGGAAGGCAGAGCUCGAGUAUCCAACGCGCGCUGCUAACCAAUUCCGCGCGAACGUCGCUCGCUUGCACGCGCUCGCGAGUGUACACGUAGACGUAGGUCGUAGUGUGCGAGACGAAUGUGUGCAGAGAAGCGUAUCCUCCCGUCGAGGAGCGUGGAACGGACGAGAGCGUCGAGCUGUCAGCGCACCCCACCCCAACACAGUUCGUCCCGGCCCUACGCUUUACCCCCACCACUGACACCACCACCGUCACCACCACCAUCACCGACACAACACGACGAUUCUGCCGCCUUCUUCUCCGUAUAUCCAGAGAGAAGAACGAGCGUGCCGGUAGAUGAUAUCCUGCCUUCCGAGCCAACAACAACAACAGCAACGGCAACAGCAACAGCAACAGCAACAGCAAUAGCAACGGCAACGGCAACAACAACCAACAACGUCGACGACGAUCAAAAUGGGGAGGAUGAGAAGGAGAGGCUGUGCCGCGCAUUGCGCGCUCCUCAUGAUAGCCUUCGAUCGAUUUGAUACGCUUUCGUAUUCCCAUACAACUAAGUAGGUAUGUUUCUCCUUUAUAAACGAACCGGUAAAAUUCAGAAAUAUCGAACGUUUUAUUUAGUAAAAAUUAAUGUUAUAAAUAAU